UCUAGUGGCGGUGCUUGUGAUCUGGCCAGCCAAAAAGGGAUCCGUGUGGGCUGGCGGUAAGCCCACCCCAUUGCCCGAACAGCUUCCUGCUCCACAAAGACAUCCAGCCAUGCCCCAAACAUCCAAACCGCGCUCCGGGCUUUAGGGUAACGCGUACACCGGCAUUAUUCCCGUGAAGGAAGCGCACCUAUAGAACAACAUUAGGUGGGCAAGAGAGUGUCAGUACGAAAGAGGUCAAGGAGUUAAAGGCUGGAGCGUUUUCGACCCGACCUCCGGUUGUACUCUGUAGCAGCGAUCGGCGAAAUUGGAUCUGCAUUCAUGUUAGACGAGUAAGGUUAAAUCAUAGGAGAGAUCGUGUCUGGAGUAUGAUCACAUACAUCCUCAGGGUAUAGAUACAUAGUCUGCUAAAGGCAACUCCUAGGCGGACGCCCGCAUUCAUCUCCGGCUCAGAUCAUUUUCAUAUCAGAAUCUCAUCCGCUGCCUCUGCUGGAGUUUGGAGUAAACAAACAACGUUUUUAGUCUUUGAUUUUCCCGUUUUCACUGAAAAGAUGCAGUUUCGGACGGUGGUGGAUGUGAAAGUUGUGGAUGUGGAGAAGAGGCGCAAUCCGUCUAAACAUUACGUGUACCUAAUUAACGUAACGUAUUCAGACUCCACCUCUCACGUCAUUUACCGAAGAUACAGUAAAUUCUUCGACCUCCAGAUGCAGAUUCUGGACAAGUUCCCCCUCGAGGCCGGGCAGAAAGACCCAAAGAAGCGCAUCAUCCCGUUUCUACCCGGUAAAAUCCUGUUCCGUCGGAGUCAUGUGCGAGAUGUGGCCAUUAGAAGGUUGCGUUUCAUCGACGACUACUGCAGGGCCCUUGUGCGAUUGCCUCCGCAGAUCUCUCAGAGCGAGGAUGUGCUGAGAUUCUUUGAGACUAAGGAGGAGGACGUCAACCCCCCCAAAGAGGACUAUGGCACCUCGAAACGCAAGUCAGUAUGGAUGUACAGCCUUUCGGGCAGCCCGAAGACAGAGGCACCAGGAAUCGACAAUUCAGACCCCAUGGUGCUGGAGCAGUACGUAGUGGUAGCCAACUACGAGAAGCAGGAGAACUCUGAGAUCAGCCUGCAGGCUGGGGAGCUGGUGGACGUGAUUGAGAAAAGCGAAAGCGGGUGGUGGUUUGUUAGCAGUGCGGAGGAACAGGGCUGGGUUCCUGCCACGUACCUGGACUCCCAUAGCGGUACCCGUGAUGAUCUGGACCUGAGCACCUCCAGGACUGGAGAAGUCACUAAGCGGCGGAAGGCUCAUCUGAAGAGGCUGGACCGGCGAUGGACGCUAGGCGGCAUUGUCAACCGACAGCAGAGUCGAGAGGAGAAGUAUGUCACAGUGCAGCCCUACACCAGCCAAGGAAAGGAUGAGAUUGGGUUCGAAAAAGGGGUUACCGUGGAGGUCAUCCAAAAGAACCUGGAAGGUUGGUGGUAUAUCAGAUACCAAGGCAAGGAAGGAUGGGCCCCAGCUUCCUAUCUCAAGAAGCUGAAAGAUGACCUAUCCCCUCGCAAAAAGACCCUGACAGGCCCCGUGGAGAUUAUUGGCAAUAUCAUGGAGAUCAGCAACCUCCUGAACAAGAAGGCGGUGAGCGAGAAGGACGUGCAGACCGACCAGGAGCCUGAGGAGCCCCAUGUCACCAAAAAGGAGAUCAGCCUCCCCAUCCCCUGUGAGGAUCCUGGAAGCGGUGGCAGCAGUGGUGGCGCCGCCCUGCUGGACACCAAGCCAAAAGCGGAGCCGGGUUCCCCAGCCAUAGCCCGCAUUGCUCCUCACAGAGUGGAGAUCGGAUCUCCAAACCUCAGACAAAAACCACCUCCACGAAGAGAGACAAGCCUGGGAUUUCAGUUACCAAAGCCACCAGAGCCCCCUACUGUUGAAGCUGAGUACUACACCAUUGCGGAGUUCCAGUCCUGUAUAUCUGACGGCAUCAGUUUCCGUGGAGGACAAAAGGCUGAUGUUAUAGAGAAGAACUCCGGUGGGUGGUGGUAUGUACAGAUUGGAGAAAUGGAAGGUUGGGCCCCCUGUUCCUACAUUGAUAAAAGGAAGAAACCCAACCUUAGUAGGCGAACCAGCACUCUCACCAGGCCCAAAGUCCCACCCCCCGCUCCUCCAAUCAAGAAGCAGGACUCUGAGGAGGGAACUGCACCGAGCAGCCCGGCAGCAAAAGCCUCCGAAUCUCCCAGUAAGCCUGUGUAUGAGGAACCCGAGUAUGAUGUUCCUGCUAUUGGACUUGAUUUGGAAGCAGAACUAGACUUCCUGAAAGAAGGGUCUUGCCUGGAUUUCAAAAUCGAUGACCCUUCAGAGAAAAUCUCCCAGCCACUUUCCAAGAAUUCCUCUGCAUCUCUUCUGCAGAGUGCGUCCUUCAAGGUAGGCGAGUCCACAGAGGACAUGACGAAGGAGGAGGAGACUAUUUACGAGAACGACGGCUUUAGGCCUCAAAGCGAGGACCUCGGCUCCAGCAAAGACUCCAGCGGUGACUCAGACUCGGCAAAGACUUCCUUUUCUGCAGCUCGCAAAGUCACAUGCUCCCGGAUGUCCUUGGGCUGUGGAAAAGCACCUAAGAAACCGCAGCCUGAGAUGAGCAGAAGUCAGUCCCUAACCAAAGCCGAGGAGGCCAGCUCCAGGUCUUCUUUCGAUGAAUCCAGCCGAGGCUCCACUAAGCACACAGAGAUCAGGAAAGAUGCUGAACCAAAAAUAGGCCAGAGCCCAUCGACCAAGCCCAAGCCCGUGGUGAGACCCAAACCUCUUCUGGCCAAAUCAGAACCUCAGAGUCCAGAGAAAAUGGACAUCAGCACCCUCCGACGCCAGCUUCGGCCAACAGGCCAACUUAAGCAUGGUCUGAAAGCCUCCAGAGGUGAGGACUCAGAAACUGCCUCUGUCAUCUCCUCGGAGGACUCUGCGUCCUCGCGUAGCACCUCUGAUUUGUCCAGCAUUUACUCCAAAGGAAGCAGAGGUGACUCGGAUUUUGAGACCUCCUUCUACCGGACCACUGACAGCUAUGAGAAAGUGCAGGAUUCUGAAAUCAGCUUCCCUGCAGGAGUGGAGGUGGAGGUUCUGGAGAAGCAAGAGAGUGGCUGGUGGUAUAUCAGAUGCGGGGAUGCAGAGGGUUGGGCUCCCACAUACUACCUGGAGCCGCUUCGGCAGCAGUCUGACACGGCUGGUUCGGAGUCAGACGGCACCCCUACUAAGCAGGGGAGUAUGAGCAAGUCCAACAGCCUGGAGAAAAAUGAACAAAGGGUCCAAGUCCUGAACAACAUCAACCAGAAUUUGAGGCGGGUCACUCCACCUAUUCCAUCAAAGCCGCCGGGGGGCUUCGGAAAACCCACUGGCCUCGUUAACGGCUCAGUGAAGAUGAGGAACGGGGUCCGGCAGGUUGCAGUGCGACCUCAAUCUGUCUUCGUGCCCACGCCUGUCAAGGAUACCAACAUCCACACAGGGUCCCUCAGGAGAAAUGAGUCCCUCAACUCCACCGACCAGGUGAAGCCAGGCACGGCCGUACGUCGCAACUCUUCUUUCACCGUUGUCCGUCCCCAGAUGGCCGAUGCCAAGGUCAAGCAGCCGGACAAGACUGGCAUGGGCAGCACAGAAACACUAAGCAGGGUCACCCAAAAGAAUGGCAUCCCGGUGUCCACCGUGAAACCCAAACCUAUUGAGAAAUCCCACCUCAUACACAACAACCUCAAAGAAGUUUACACCUCCAUAGCUGAUUACCGUGGCGAUGAAGAAACAAUGGGGUUUUCAGAAGGAACCAGUUUGGAAGUUCUGGAACGGAAUCCAAAUGGGUGGUGGUACUGCCAGGUCCUUGAUGGUGGGCGGCCUCAAAAGGGAUGGGUGCCAUCCAACUAUUUGGAAAGAAAGAAGUAAUGUUACAAAAACAUUGUUUAAAAUAUUGUACAGUCUUUUUAAAGACAGUUGGGGGGGGGGGGGGG
Molecule: messenger RNA, 3952 nt
Organism: Brienomyrus brachyistius
Lineage: Eukaryota; Metazoa; Chordata; Actinopteri; Osteoglossiformes; Mormyridae
Gene: sh3pxd2aa
Product: SH3 and PX domains 2Aa
Exons: 15
Coding region: 549-3887 (1112 amino acids)
Biological process (GO): superoxide anion generation
Molecular function (GO): phosphatidylinositol binding; superoxide-generating NADPH oxidase activator activity; protein binding
Source: RefSeq, a predicted model, not a curated record